Auanema sp. JU1783 is the source of this 642-nucleotide messenger RNA. The record is from the annotation of a GenBank genome assembly. NCBI's taxonomy places the organism in Eukaryota, Metazoa, Nematoda, Chromadorea, Rhabditida, Rhabditidae.
AUGUUUGGUGGUGAGCCCAGCUCAUCUGCCCUUCCCACAAUGGCUACCGAUAGCAGGAAGAGCGUGAAGUUUGUAGAAGCUUCGGGUACUGAAGUUAGAACUGAAUUGAUAUGUUCCACCUCUGAUUUCCUCUUGCGAAGUGGAACCCAAUGGGGAUCUAUCGCUCAAGCUUUUAAUUGCGAUGAUAUGGGAGAUGAUAGUAAGCGCAUGGAAGAGCUAUUGGAGCUUUGUAGUUGGGAUUAUGCGGAGUCAGUGUCUAGUAUAGGAUCAACUGACGAUGAUGGGAGGCGUGGAUCAACAUCUGAUUUAUCUAGUCACUCCUUGUCUUAUUUUGAGAGAAGUACCGAGGAGUUUGUGAGGAAGCAAGUGUAUGAACCUCGGUUGAGCAGUCUUAGACUGAACAGUUUGUUGAAACUUGAUAGUCGGCCAAAACUAGUGGCCAGAAGGAAAUCUCUCAAAAGAUAUGAAACUAUCUUUGCAUCAGAAGACAAAGGAAAAUUGGAAGAUGCUUUCAAAGGAAUAAUCACGGAAGAUAAUGCUGAUCAUGACGUCAGUAUAGUUCAAGAAAUUGUAGAAACAACCACAGAGGAGAACGUUGAAAACGUAGAACCUGCAAACUUCUGGGAUGAUGUAGAUUUCUGA